CGACACUAGUUUCUUCAGUAAACAGAAGCGUUUUCACGACUACCCCGACUGUCUAAUCGGUUGCACCCUGCGUUGUACUCCUUCUUCUGCCGUUUCUGCUUGAUGCUUCCGCCGUGAGAUGGCGAGCUCAUCAAAGUAACUUUCCUUGUUGUUGAGUUCCGAGUUUUCUCCCGUGCGAAGAGCUCGAUUUUUCCCAUCCCUAUCACAAAUUGAUCGCGUUUCCCUCAUAGCCUAGGCAGUUUCUCUGGGCUGUACGGUCUUUAUGUUUUUGUCACUUCCACUCUUCCGCCUGCUAGUCUUGCGUUCCUAGAGUUGUCUGCAACUCCUCGAAUCAACUUUGCCUCAGGAAUUUCGAGUUCACGCUGACUAUCUUUCGUCUCUCUGUUCCGACUCGAUACAACAUUUCCCACGACUUUGCGCUGCGGCAAUCUGCCUUGGCCUUAGGCAAGAAUUACACUUCCGUCUUUUCCAUUUGGUGGUGCAUCGUGAAGGCAAAGCAGCUUCUUGCUUCUGGUUCGUCCCGUUUGCGCCGGCGUUUCCGAACCGCGUGCCCUUGAGCAACUCGAUCGAUGAAUGUGGUCAUAUCCGUAUCUCUCCGUUUGCAUGCGCUGCACGGUCUCAGAUUUCAGCCCGCAGCACGGAGGUCAAAUGAUGGUUUCCUGCUGGCUUUUUUGGCGCGUCUCAAGAUCGACUUCCCGCCGUUGCCCAUUGCAUAUAUUUUAGUCUUUUCCUCCUCGAGUCUUCUCGUCUCAUGUUGACUUUCUUGACUAAGGUUGUGAGGUGCGGACAAGCAGAGACUCCAGAGAGUUGCGGAACCCCGCAGCGUGGAGACGGCGUGGCUGAGGCAGUUUGAGGAGAAGAGCUCUGUAAACUCAGAAAGUAACGCUCAACUAGUAACACAGAACUCACCGAGAGACGGCUGCACACGGACAGCGUCAAGGAGCAUGCAUUUUCCCGUGAUAUUCGCCUCUUUCGACUUCCUGUCUUGGCGUCAAAAAUGGAUCUGCUGAAAAAUAUUAUAGCGAAGCAGAAAGAGGCAGUUGCGGCCGAGAAGGAGGCGACAGGGGGGCAGCGGUGGAUUCAGCGUGGAAAGCUUGAACAGCAGCUUCGAGAGGAGGUCCAGCGGAAAAGCCUUGAAGAAGAAAAGAAACGAAAAAGAGACGAAAAUGAGAGACUGAAGGAACUGGCACGACAUUUAGCGCCGAAGAAAAGAAAGGACGCUCAAUCGGCGGAGCACGCUGAGAGUGCAGCGGACGUUCACGACUUGCUGAACGACGAGGAGACAGAACCUCCUCUCCCCAAGCAGGAAAUUUUCAAGAAGCUGAGGAAAAUGAAGGAGCCGGUUACGCUCUUUGGCGAAAGUGACUGGCAGCGGUACACCCGCCUGUGUGAAUUGGAGCUGCUGCACCACGAGGACGAGUUGAUGGGGGGACAGCGGAAUGCUUUCCUGAAUCCCCAGGAUGACGAUGAAGAGGAUGAAGACAAUCUCAAAGAGAGAGCCUCCAGCCCGCGAAGGCGACCACCCAGAAGAGAGCAAGGAGAUGCGGACGAGGAUUCUGGAUCUUCUCCGCAUGCAAGACCCGGUGGAGAGGAGGCACCUGAUGCUGGAUCAAGGAAACAAGGAUACCUCUCUUCGUCGAGCGAGCGUGAUUCAGGAGCUCCUGCAGACAAGGAAGCUGCGGCUGAGAAACGAACAAAGGCGACAAACACAGCAGGUUCAGGGAGCGACGAGGAGGACGGCACAGAUGGAAGCGGAGUCGGCCGCGGUGGGCAGCAAGAACGACAGCCGUCGAAAGAAACCGUGGUCACGCGGUGGAUACGGACUAUGUUGCAGGAGUGGGAGGCGGAACUGAAAGCCAGACCUGAGGAGAAGAAAAACAGCGCUGAAGGCAAACUCAUGACGAGUCUACAGCGACAGACCCGAAAGGAUUUGAAGCCGCUGCUGAGAAAACUUCGGCACAAAGAGCUUGAGAACGACAUUUUACAGAAACUGCACAUCAUGGUGCAGUGCUGCGAGGAGAGAAAGUACCGCAGCGCGCACGACACGUACAUGCUCUUGGCUAUCGGCAACGCCGCGUGGCCAGUCGGGGUCACGAUGGUCGGCAUCCACGAGCGUGUGGGCCGAUCGAAACUAUUUUCUUCUCAAGUGGCACAUAUUCUUAACGACGAAACGACGCGCAAGUAUAUCCAGAUGUUCAAGCGACUGAUGUCCUUCUGUCAACGGCGCUAUCCUGCGGACCCUUCCCAAACAAUAUCGCUGAGCACCAUCCACAUCUGAGAUUUCGCACAGGGGGGAAACCUUAGUCGCUUCCACCACACGGCACAGCUCCAUUUCCGUGUUGGCGGCUGCGACACUACAUGUUGACGCGGUUUAUUUUGGAAACACCGCGAUGCAGCUGACAGAAAUGCCCUGAGACUCCAAAGUUGAACGAGACAUGACAGGGUAUCGAGAGCCCGUCAACUUGAAUGCACAGGUGGACAUUUAAUUAUUGUACGGUUUCU
Molecule: messenger RNA, 2502 nt
Organism: Toxoplasma gondii ME49
Lineage: Eukaryota; Apicomplexa; Conoidasida; Eucoccidiorida; Sarcocystidae
Product: Prp18 domain-containing protein
Exons: 10
Coding region: 998-2278 (426 amino acids)
Biological process (GO): generation of catalytic spliceosome for second transesterification step; RNA splicing
Cellular component (GO): U4/U6 x U5 tri-snRNP complex; U5 snRNP; U2-type post-spliceosomal complex
Source: RefSeq, a predicted model, not a curated record